AUGAAGCUCCUGGCUGUGUUGCUGGCUGCCAGCCUGCUCAGCACCACUGCCCAUGGUGCCCAGGCCCCCUGGCAGGACAAACCACCUCAGCCCUGCCUCUCCCAGCCCCUCAGCAGCACGGACAGCAAGUUCUGCAGGGGUGAUUUAGAAAUGAUCUACCCCGAGCUGGGUGAUGUGGGCUGCACCUACAUCCCCCAGUGCCACCAGUACAGGAGGCAGAUCAGCAGGGAGUGGAGCACCCCCCGAGUGAGGUACCCCCGGGCGGAGAAGGCCAAGAAGUACCUCCUGAUGCUGGUGGAUCCUGAUGCUCCCAGCAGAGCCAACCCUAGGAAUCGCUUCUGGAGGCACUGGCUGGUCACUGACAUCCCAGGUGCAGAUCUGAGGAGUGGGGACAUCAAAGGGCGAGUGCUGACAGCCUACAGCAGGCCCUCGCCCCCGCCCCGCAGUGGGUACCACCGCUACCAGCUCCUCCUGUACCAGCAGCCAGCACUGGAGGCCAUCGCCCUGAGCCCCCAGGAGCAGAGCUCAAGGGGUGCCUGGCCCAUGGAGAGCUUCGUGGAGAGGUUCCAGCUGGGUUCCCCAGUGGCCUCAACUCAGUUCCUCACCAAACACUACGAGGAUUAG
Indicator indicator is the source of this 624-nucleotide messenger RNA. RefSeq names its product phosphatidylethanolamine binding protein 4 (gene PEBP4). NCBI's taxonomy places the organism in Eukaryota, Metazoa, Chordata, Aves, Piciformes, Indicatoridae. The transcript is spliced from 6 exons. The coding region runs from base 1 to 624 and encodes 207 amino acids. The record is from RefSeq and is a predicted model, not a curated record.